AUGGCGCAGACUUACAAUCAAAAGAGGAACGUCUACAGCAUCGACCAGAUCCUGGGCCAUGCCAAGGAAGAAGAUCACGCAACUUCCUCGGACGCCGUCGGCGAAAGCGGGGACACGGAGUUGGGACACCUAAGCGAGCAUCGGAUCAACGACUCUUUGAACGAUCCUUUGGACUUGGGCGAGUCCGACAGGCCUAGGAAGGUGCGAAGGUCCAGGACAACCUUUACGACCUAUCAGCUGCACCAGUUGGAGCGAGCCUUUGAGAAGACACAGUAUCCGGACGUCUUUACCAGGGAGGAAUUAGCUAUGAGGUUGGAUCUCUCCGAAGCUAGAGUUCAGGUGUGGUUCCAGAAUCGACGGGCAAAAUGGCGCAAACGAGAGAAGGCCCUGGGCAGGGACACCAGUUUCAUGCACGUCGAGCAAGCAGGCGUGAACGAGCUCUCCCUCCAUGCGCAUUUGUUGCAAAGUGCAAGUGGUGUGCCGGGAACGGAGACGAACAAUCCAGCGGCGGGUGCCUUCCCGUGGUUCAUUCCGCCCGUCUUCCCUCCCCCCUGGUCGACGAGUGCUCCAAAAUUGCCACCUCUUCACGCUAUUUUGUCUCAGUACAUUGGACUACCCUUGCCACAAAAUUUAGCAUCGCUUGGGACAGUCCUUCCGGUAGGACUCAAUCCUGCAUCUUCGUUGAACCAUGGCACGGUCAAUUCUCACCCAUUGACCUCGCAAAUGCACACGCACCCUUUGAACUUGGGAGUGCAAAGUUUGCCGCAAAACCUCAGUUCCAAACACGAACGAGAGGAAGAUUCCGGUUCAUCCGACGAGGACGCGAGAAGACAAAGUGCCGAAGUCCUCAGAGUGAAGGCAGAAGAGGUUUUGCGGAAGGCGGACAAUUAA
This is a messenger RNA of Orussus abietinus, 891 nucleotides long. It is a transcript of the gene hbn, whose product is annotated as aristaless-related homeobox protein. The record is from RefSeq and is a predicted model, not a curated record. NCBI's taxonomy places the organism in Eukaryota, Metazoa, Arthropoda, Insecta, Hymenoptera, Orussidae. Gene Ontology annotation, biological process: regulation of transcription by RNA polymerase II. Gene Ontology annotation, molecular function: DNA-binding transcription factor activity, RNA polymerase II-specific; RNA polymerase II transcription regulatory region sequence-specific DNA binding. The transcript has 4 exons. Bases 1 to 891 code for a protein of 296 amino acids.